AUGAACAACACCACCAUCCCCCCCACCUCCGAUCAUCACCAUCAAUGGCUCCCAUUCUACGACCACCAAUCCGCCGCCAUUGACGGCCAGCCGCCGCCGCUUUCCCACGACACCACCAUCGACUCCAGCCCUAGUGCACCCAACAAUGCUCACCAGUUGACCCCAAAAGGCAGCGUGUCAAAGGCAGCCAGAAGAAGGUCUAGGGCUUCCAAGAGAACCCCCACCACCCUCCUCAACGCCAACGCCAACAAUUUCCGAGCCCUGGUUCAGCAGUUCACCGGCUGUCCUAGCGCGGCCAUUUCCUUUGGAAACCAGAAAGGGCCGGUCAACUUGGACUUUGGAAGAGGGAGAGAAGAAAACCAGCGGAUUAUAUCUUCAUUAAUGGCGCCCUUUACUAACAAUAAUAAUUAUGAUGAUCAUCAUCAUUUCCUUCAACAAUCUCAGUCUCAGCAGUAUCAUCAUCAGCAGCAGCAGCACCACCACCAAAGUAUGUACUCUUCUGGGAAUAUCAUGAAUAUCAAUGCAUCAAGCAACGUAGAGAUUGCUGACGGGUUUGCAUUGGACGAUAAUGUUUCUUUCCAUCAUUUGACGAUGGAUUCUUUCUCUGGUGAUCUGAAGAGUAGUAGUGAUGGGUUCUUUUAGGAAAUUUUAGUUUGUUGACUUUUAGAAUAAUCUUGAUCGAUCACCAGUCAGCUUUGUAGAUUGUUGUUCUACUUAAUUAUUAAUUAAGUACUACUUCAUAUGCUCUAUAUAGCAUGUACUACUCUCUCAUGGUUACAUGUCUCAAAGAUACCUCAUGUGAUCUUUUAUGUUUCAUUUGUUGUUGUUGUUGUUUUGUGUUUGAAUUCUUUUAUAUAUA
Messenger RNA from Corylus avellana, 859 nucleotides. RefSeq lists its product as uncharacterized. Lineage: Eukaryota; Viridiplantae; Streptophyta; Magnoliopsida; Fagales; Betulaceae. The record is from RefSeq and is a predicted model, not a curated record.